AUGACUACGCAGGAUGCUACCUCCAGCAUUCCGAGCAAACACGGCUCGUCAGCUCUCUCAAUGGGGCCUCGCAAAAAGGCCUCAUCAUCUGAUCCGCUUGUCUCCCACGGACGCCACUUUGGUCGAACGGUAUUUGCGCUAUGCAAUUACCCUUCCCUACUCACCAAUGCUGAGCGGCGAGAACAUCGCGUCUUUGAACAACUCAUAGACUCCUACCCCGGCCUUCUGGAUCGGUUGAAAGAUGGAUCUGAGGAGGAAAUCCUCCACGUCGGAGAGCUGAUUGGAAAGGGGGCCGCAGGCGCCAGAGGCAAUGAUACAAAGACGCUGAAAUCUGCGGUACUCGACUGGAUUUCCCCGAAAGGAGAGGCGAUACAGCCCCAUUUACAUAGAAACUCCAAGCUCGACCGCGGUUUUAACCACAAACUUACGGGAUCUCUUCUUUGUCCCGCCGGGUUGGACUGGCACGACCCUCGGACAAAAGAAGACCUCCGAAGUGGCGAGAUGCUGGUCUGCGGGGAUCAGUGGCCGAUCUUCUUGUACGCUCACUAUGUCUAUGACUCUGAAGACCCGUGGUCCGGCCUGCUAAGGAGCCGUUUAUUAACAUGUGCCUACAAGCACGUUUUUACGUCUCCAAGUUCGGUUGACAAGGAACCGAAGGCCACGCGAUCCGGAAACGCUCGCCUUCACGGCAUGAACUCCGUUACCAUAGCCUCUAUGGCCUAUAUCGCAACUCAGGUGCGAUUCACUCUCAGUUCAUCUUCAGUGUUCUCGCGGACCGACACAGUUACAGAUUCUGAGAUGUUUUACCACAGCCUCCUCGACCUGUUAGAAGACCCUGAGGAAUGUAAAGAAGUUGAUGAGCUGCUGACCUGGUGGAAUCGCCAAGUAUUUCCUACCUCAUCUGCUGCCAAGAGACCUAUCAGCGCCAACAGCGCCUUAUCCAAGAUCCGACAAAAAUGUAUUGUGCUCAAACGAGCAAUGAAUCCGGACGUUGUCUCUUCAUAG
Molecule: messenger RNA, 1005 nt
Organism: Suillus subalutaceus
Lineage: Eukaryota; Fungi; Basidiomycota; Agaricomycetes; Boletales; Suillaceae
Exons: 8
Coding region: 1-1005 (334 amino acids)
Source: RefSeq, a predicted model, not a curated record